GAGACAUUUUACUCCUGUAGCGCAGCACACCUGCAGAAAGACACAACAUGAUCUCACCCUUAACAACAGACACUUCGACGGCUUUACUUUACCGAGGGUGAUGCGUCACAGCAGGUAAUUACAGUCACUGCUGACAGAUUGAUGAAUAAUGACGACAACGGCACCUUCGUCUAUAAAUUCUUUCGGACUGCUGAGCUGCAAUCUUUGCUGCGGGUUCACUCUAGGCAACUUUGCGACAUUUCUGAUCAAAAGGUAAGAUGGGACAAUUCAUUUUAUAAUUGCUUUUUGAUCAGCGUAUCAAGUUACUUUGCUGCCAAACUCCCAGCAGCUCUGAUGCUAAUUACUCUCAUUCCUAACCCAGUGCUGGCAAACACAACCGAAGGCCUUGUUUUGAAGAAGCCACAGACAAUGUGGGCCGUCGCUCUACUUCUUUGUCUGGGAAAUGUUCUCAUUAGCGGCGAGGCCAGUGAUCAAGAUUCUCUGCCAGCCGCGGGUGCGCAAUUUUCCCAGAUGGACAAAAACAACUUCAACUGUUCUGCGAGUCCCCCUCCUAUGUGCAACUACUCGACUGGGAUCCGGGAUACAUUCAAGUACCUUAAUACGGCCAUUUCCGUUGCAGUUUUUGUGCUGGGAAUUGUGGGAAAUUCUCUACUCUUGAGGUUCAUUCACAAAAACAAACGCAUGAGAAACUGCACCGACAUCCUGAUUGCAAGUCUGGCAUCGGGAGACCUCCUCCACAUUGUGAUGGGCAUCCCAGUCAACACCUACAGGCUCAUGGCAAAAGAUUGGCCGUUUGGCUCGCUGCUGUGUAAGCUGGUGCCCUUCAUCCAGAAAACCUCUGUUGGAGUUAUCGUGUUGAGUUUGUGCGCUCUGAGUGUUGACAGGUACCUCUCCGUCGUAUCUCGGCAACGCCUCAAAGUCACCCGAGCAUCCGUUUGGACCACUCUCAUAUGGCUCCUCUCCAUUAUGCUGGCUGUACCUGAACUGGUUGGCUUCGGCGUGAUAAAUGUGGACUACAAAGAGCGACAUCUGAGAAUUUGUCUGUUCCAUCCUGUGCAGACCACACCAUUUAUGCAGUCGUAUAAAGCCGUAAAGGACUGGUGGCUCUUCAGCUUCUACUUCUGUAUGCCACUAACUUGUACUGCCGCCUUCCAUGCGCUAAGUACUUGGAGGAUGCAAAAAAAUAAAGACAAUUCGUUAAUAAACAACGACACAGAAAAGAAGCUGGGACCUUCAAGGACUGUUUUCUACUUGGUGCUGGUGUUUGCCAUCUGCUGGUUGCCGCUCUACUUCAGCAGGAUCUUGAUGGCCACUGCAUACAAUGAGAAAGAUCCUAACAGAUGCCAGCUACUGAGUGUCCUUCUUGUGCUGGAUUACAUUGGCAUCAAUCUGGCGGCUUUAAACUCUUGCCUCAACCCUGUGACCUUUUACGUAGUCAGCAAAAGAUUCCAAACCAGUUUCAAGGUCCUGCCUGCUUUCUCCUCUUUCCUCAAUCCAAUCGAGGAGUUCUUCUCAGCAUGGAUUGUGUUUGAUCACCAGCCUAACCAGGAGAUGUCCCUGCUGGAUUGGAUGAAUGCAGGUUUUCUGGCAAUGGAUAUGGAAGGCUGUUGGGGAUGGAUAAGGCAUGUGAAAAGAUUCCUUCCAUGUGGACGAGAAAAUGUCCAAUGAGAUGUGGAUGAAUGUAUGUGGCCAGACAGUCAGGAUGUAAGCUACCAUAGGUUGGUCAAAUCCAUUAGAACAGGGAAAGCUGGCCGUGAUCACGUUUCGGUGCUAUUGACAGAGAUAUAAAUGGAUGAAUAUGGAUGGCUGGCAGUGAAUAUUCGCUGCCAGACUUUCCAUCUUCAAAUGGAUUGGAUGUGUAUUGCCGUCAAUGGCAGUAAUCAGUAGUUUUUUAGGUGGAACUUGGUGUAAGAAUUUUGCAAACACUCCAGUCCAAUUCUUUCAUGAGUUAAUCACUGAAUAAAAACAACAGAAAAAGUCUUGCUGUGAUUUUGCGUGCAUACUUUUGUCCAUUUACAAUGAGUUGAAACAGCUAUUGAGUUUUAUUUUUCUCAGUCUACUGUGUAAUCUUUGAUUGGAUUACAUUGUUAAUUUCAGCAUGGUUCACGUUGUUUGAAGGAAUUGUCUGCUUUUGUUGCAUAUGAUGUGUAUAUGCUGUGUUUGAGUAGCAGCACUUUGCUAACAAAAUUAAUCAUUUUGAUUGAAAAAUUUUUAGUGAGGAAAGGAACACCGCUGGCAGAAAUUUGAUCAUUGUAUUUGCAAAUUGCACAUUUACUAACAAAAUGAAUCAUUUGGAUGGUGACAUUUUGCAAGAAAUUGUCAAGGUUUCACAGUUUACGCUAAAUGUUUUGGAGUGUACUUUAAGGGGUUCACCAACUGUAGUGGAAUGAUCAAUAUAUUAGAUUCUGAUAUCUUAUUAAAAAACUAUGGUGGUCCAACCACUGGUAAACAUGAAGAUGUAUUAGCAUUUAAAAUUCAAUUUCAAACAUCACCCCAUAAAAAACUUUCAACUCAAAAAAGCACCACCUGCCUUCAUGGUUACACUUCAGUGAUAUUUGUGCGUGUAAGUUGUUGUUGCUGUCGUAACUAGGGAUGGGAAUCGAAAUCCGAUUCCAAUUCGGAACCGGUUCCGAGUGUUUCGAGGCCUCGACAUCACAAUGAAAAAGCCUUAACAAUCCCUUUAACGAUUCCUAAAGACGCGUAUUGCGUCAUGACGUGUCUUGUUGUCUAGACGCAUCAAACUAGCAUGGCGCCAAGAACCACUCGCUCCAAAGUUUGACUACAAUUCACCAGGAAAGUGUGAAAAUGAAAGGUUACAACGGGUAAGCACGAGCAUUGCAGCCAUAAACAUAACAAUGACAGCACGUAGGUUCAAACGCUCUAAAGUGUGUUUCACUUCACGAGGAAAAAUUACAACAAAGCGACUUGCAGUCAUUGCAAGGUGGAGGUAACUGCAUCGGGAGGGAAUACAACUGCGCUGUCCUCACAGAGAGGCUAAAGCUCAGUUCUGGCUAUACAGCUAGCUAAACUCCCAAAUGACGAUGUAGAAGACGUUGGUAUAAUUUGCUGACUUUAUUCAACCAUCACUUGAAGAGUGAAACUAAGAAUAGAAAUGAAACAAAUCAAUUUCGUCCCCAAUAACAAACAGGUUUGCAUCAACAUAAACAGCGAUGAUUAGCUGCUAAUAACAGUAUGGUUAGCAUUCGUUCGCUAGCAUUAGCACAUCGUUCAAACCACUACAUAACUGGAUUUAAGUGUCCGAUCGCGAGUGGAAACACAACAACAACAACACAAAAGAUGAUACAUACAGGCGUUGCCUCUGUAGAUAUUAACAUUAACAAAGAACGUAGGCUCGUUGAAGUGUUUCCCUCUCUCACUUCGCUCGCUCACUCGCUUGGAUGCGGCAUUUCUUCGGGUGCCCAAACUGCGGCCCGCGGCCCAAAUACGGCCCGCCUCCACAUUUGGUCCGGCCAUUUUGAUUUUUUUUUUUUUUUCUCAAUCGUGUUAUUUAUUUCCUGGCCUUUUUCCUUGAAGAAUUCAGAGAGGGUUAUUUGGUUAUUAUCUAUUUAAUUAAUAGUGUUUUUAUUAUUAAUUAUUAUUAUUAUAUUAUUAUUUUUAUUUUUUUUAUUUUCAUUUCGUGAAGAAUCCAGAAAGGGUUAUUUGAUUGUGGCUUUCUGAAAAACAAUAAUUUUUUACAUUUAUGCACUUCUGCAAUCGUCACACUUUUUCUGUUACAAACUGACCCCGGCCCCUCAUCAGAGAAGGGAAAAGUUAUGUGGCCCUCACAGGAAAAAGUUUGGGGACCCCUGCUUUAACACAUAUUGCCAAAGGCAGGACAACAACCUAUCUGCCAAUAUAUACCAAUAUUUUUAUUUCUAUUAGAUAAAUGUUUCAGUAAAAUGUUACACAUUCUUGUGUGUUUGCCACUUAUUGCCACAGUUAACAUUGAGGCUUUGGGCCUCUUUUGAUUUCGUUGUGAGUUUGUAAGGUUGUGAGUUCUGAUUAAACAAACUCGAUGCCAAUCAAAACGUUUGUUCUUCUUUUUCCCCAAAUUAGAAUCGAUAAGAGAAUCGAUAAAGAAUCGAAUCGUUACGCAAUAUCGGUAAUGGAAUCUGAAUCGUAAAAAUCCUAUCAAUUCCCAUCCCUAGUCGUAACUGUGUGUUUUUUAGGCGCGCAUUUGUAGUUGGUGUGCAUGCUUUUCGACAAAUUCUCUCGUGACAACCAGCGGCACAAACUGAGGGAUCAAACCUGACACAAGCAGCCAACUAUACGGUGGCUGUUAACUCUUUGGUUGCUUUUGACGGCGACAGUCAAAAUAUAUGAAUGUAUGAAUGAAUGAAACUCUCACCUUGGAGACUUUCACUGUAAAUUUCAAUGAGUUUGUCACAUCUGUUCAUUGGCCACCUGCCUCCCAGUUCAAAUGGAUUGGAUGUCAAUGGACAUGGUUAUGGUUUAACCCUUUAACACCGAACGUGUCGGCAGCAACGCGUUUACGCAUAUUGUCUUUGAAGCUUCGUCACGCUGUAAUUACGUUACCCACGUGCCGCUGGUUGGUCUCAUUUGAAAGUGCGGAAGUUGAUGUCCACAUCAGUUUUUAUUUGAAGUCAAUCAAUCAAAUAAAACAGGAGAUAAUGUCAUUUGAGUAUUGAGAUUCAUAAUUUUAUUGCACUCAUAAAUAUGCAUUAAAACGCUGCAUGGACCAUGUAUCUAUCUCCAUAUUUCCAUCAUUUCCUGUCCUUUUUCAAAACCGAAAGCCGCACAAAAGGCUACAUAUGAGUCGGCGUCUCGGCGAGUAGAAGUGACAGCAGCGCGCAAACGGCGAAAGAGUAGGCUGUGUGACGUUGUGUGUGUUGCAGCUCCAUGACCUGUUCAAGAAGAAGCUUUAUGGAGUGCGCAAAAAAAAAAAAAAAAAAAACUUUAUUGGGUCGCAUGCCUGAAAUUUUUGAAUUGAACUGAACUACUUGUCAAUAUUUUUGAAAAUACUUUUUUUCAAUGUUAUAUAUUUUUUUUUCUUCACUAAAAUCUUUUCCAUUUUUAUAUACUGCAGAUGUGUGUUCAAGAAGCUUGAUUGCAUGUACGUUUAUAUUUUUGAUAAGGUGAUGGGUACAAUACCUAACUUCACAAAGAGAUAUCCUCCAAACCCUUUUUGUGUUAGAUGAUAUAUCUAAAUUUUUUUUUCUCACUAUUUUGCACUGUAUAUAUCCUGCUUUGACCAUAGUAUGUGUAAAAGCCAAAAACACCUAUGACCAUACCUGCUGUUUGUGUUGAAUUGUCAAACAUAAAACUAUUCAAUCUUAUUUUUUUCUAUUGAAUGUUUAUCCUAACAAGUUGAAUAAAUAUUAUCAAGCUUCAAAACGGUUGGUCGAGCAUGUUUGGUUGUCAAUGGGACAUCAACAUUACAAUUUUGAAAAAAGAUUUUGGGAUUUUUUUUCUUUUUGGGUCCAAAAUGUGGAUUAUACUUGGUCAGUGAAGAAAAUAACAGUUUGGACAUGAAGUUCAAGGUGUCCUGAAAAAAGGGACCCAACUUGGCCAUUGUGAACAUUUUUUUCUUUGAAAUAAAAAGAGAACAUCAAAUGCAUGCAAAUUUGGCCAAACUAGUGUAACAAGGUGGAAAGUUGGGGUGCCAGAUUUUCCCAUCGUCUCAAACGCAUCAUGCUCAGUUGACUGCCACUCCUCCAGCAGGCACUAUAAAUUGGCUCAGGCUCAGCACCUGUGCAUGAGCCAGGUUAUUCACUGAUUUUUAUGACGCUUGAAUUAAAGUGAUUUUUAUUAAUGAUUUGUUAAAAUAAAUUCACCAAACCAAAAUAAAUUGUUCAUUGUUGCCACCACAUCUGCCUCAUUAAUUUUGCCAGACCUGUGUUUUAUUUGUUACCAAGGGGCUUGCCUUGCCCGACCCGCUUACACUAGGCUUAGGUGUUAAAGGGUUAAAGCAUUUAACAAAGCCCACUUACAAACUUAUGGUUGAUAUUUACAACUGCCUUGGACAUCUUGAUACCAUCAGAUAACUUCCACAAACUAAUGCACUCACACAUUUGCGUUCCUAGACUACAUUUUACCCUAAGCGACAAGACGCUUUGGCGCCCCCUAUGAAGAAAUAAAAAAUAAAAACAACCGCAAAAACCAAAACCGUUUAAACAAUUAAUACAGCACAUAAAGUAUACUUAGCACAACCAAACAAAUAAAACACAGUAUUAGCAAUGAAUGUUACAUUUAUUAACACUGUCAAACCAGAAAGUGCACAAGAACAAAUAUAUGCAAGACAUUAUUAAAUUAACAUCACAAACAUUAAUAAAAUAUUGUAGAUAUAAUUCAAGUGUGGAAGAUUCUACUUGUGACUAGUUGGUUCAGAUGUGUUGACCACUACAGGGGUUCCGGUUUGAGAGCACAAGAGAUGAACUCAAAUACUUUUUUUGGCUCAUCUGCAGGUGUGCAUAGAUGUACACACAUUUAGUACCUGGUGAAUAACAUACAGAAAUAUAGCCAACAUUCACUGCCCUUUUAAAGUGUUUAGCUUAUUAAAUUAUAAACCACAUCAUUUU
Messenger RNA from Corythoichthys intestinalis (scribbled pipefish), 6539 nucleotides. It is a transcript of the gene ednrbb, whose product is annotated as endothelin receptor type Bb. Gene Ontology annotation, cellular component: plasma membrane. The transcript has 7 exons. The record is from RefSeq and is a predicted model, not a curated record. NCBI's taxonomy places the organism in Eukaryota, Metazoa, Chordata, Actinopteri, Syngnathiformes, Syngnathidae. The coding region runs from base 142 to 1668 and encodes 508 amino acids. Gene Ontology annotation, molecular function: endothelin receptor activity. Gene Ontology annotation, biological process: regulation of blood pressure; enteric nervous system development; developmental pigmentation.